Dendrobium catenatum is the source of this 2071-nucleotide messenger RNA. RefSeq names its product protein transport protein Sec61 subunit alpha. The transcript has 7 exons. The record is from RefSeq and is a predicted model, not a curated record. Bases 206 to 1633 code for a protein of 475 amino acids. Gene Ontology annotation, biological process: post-translational protein targeting to membrane, translocation; SRP-dependent cotranslational protein targeting to membrane, translocation. Gene Ontology annotation, molecular function: signal sequence receptor activity; transmembrane protein transporter activity; ribosome binding. Lineage: Eukaryota; Viridiplantae; Streptophyta; Magnoliopsida; Asparagales; Orchidaceae. Gene Ontology annotation, cellular component: Sec61 translocon complex; membrane.
UCAGCGUCCUCUCCGUUCGUCCAGAUCGUGAAGCCCAUCUCCGCUGUUUCGGCAACGAUUUUGUCAUCCACCGUCAAAUAUUUUGAGAAGAGAGAUCUGGUUCUCUGCUGCGUCGUCUUCUUCAUCUCUUAUAUCUGAUACGCCUUUGCUGCUAUUCUAGGAUUCGUUGAAUCGGAUUAUCGGUUUACAUUGAUCUGUGAAGAAAAUGGCGGGAGGGUUUAGGGUGCUGCAUCUGGUGAGGCCUUUUCUGGCGAUCUUGCCGGAGGUGGAGACUGCGGAUCGGAAGAUACCAUUCAGGGAGAAGGUCAUCUACACGGUGAUAUCGCUUUUUAUUUUUCUGGUCUGUAGUCAGCUUCCUCUCUAUGGCAUCCACUCUACCACCGGCGCGGAUCCGUUUUACUGGAUGCGUGUCAUCCUUGCGUCCAACCGAGGAACUGUUAUGGAGUUGGGUAUUACUCCUAUUGUGACAUCUGGACUGGUUAUGCAGCUGUUGGCUGGAUCCAAGAUCAUCGAAGUCGAUAAUAGCGUGAGAGAGGAUCGCGCUCUGUUGAAUGGUGCCCAGAAGUUACUUGGCAUUCUAAUUGCCAUCGGAGAGGCAGUGGCCUAUGUCCUAUCUGGGAUGUAUGGUAGUGUCAGCCAGCUUGGUGCUGGAAAUGCUAUAUUGAUAAUCCUUCAGCUUUGCUUUGCCGGUAUCAUUGUCAUUUGCUUAGACGAACUACUCCAAAAGGGUUAUGGUCUUGGAUCCGGUAUUUCACUUUUCAUAGCCACCAACAUAUGCGAAAAUAUCAUCUGGAAGGCAUUUAGUCCUACCACCAUUAACACUGGGAGGGGUGCGGAAUUUGAGGGUGCAGUUAUUGCAUUGUUCCAUUUACUUAUUACUCGAUCGGACAAGGUCCGGGCCCUGCGAGAAGCUUUUUAUCGGCAAAAUCUCCCAAAUGUGACCAAUCUGCUUGCUACUGUUUUGGUGUUCCUCAUUGUCAUAUAUUUCCAAGGAUUUCGAGUGGUUCUACCAGUUAGGUCCAAGAAUGCUCGUGGCCAGCAGGGUUCUUAUCCGAUCAAGUUAUUUUACACUUCUAACAUGCCUAUUAUCUUGCAGUCUGCGCUUGUUUCCAACUUGUAUUUCAUUUCUCAGUUGCUUUAUAGGAGAUACAGUGGAAAUUUCCUCGUAAAUCUACUGGGUACAUGGAAGGAAUCCGAGUAUUCUGGCCAAUCUGUACCUGUUGGUGGUAUAGCUUAUUACAUUACAGCUCCGUCGAGUCUGGCGGAUAUGGCUGCAAAUCCAUUCCAUGCUCUUUUUUACAUAGUUUUUAUGCUAUCUGCAUGCGCACUUUUCUCAAAAACUUGGAUCGAGGUAUCUGGAUCAUCAGCAAGAGACGUGGCUAAGCAGCUCAAGGAACAACAAAUGGUAAUGCCAGGCCAUCGGGAAUCCAAUCUACAGAAGGAGCUGAACCGUUACAUUCCAACCGCUGCUGCUUUUGGAGGCAUGUGCAUUGGAGCUCUAACAGUUGUGGCAGAUUUCAUGGGAGCAAUUGGUUCAGGGACUGGCAUUCUUCUUGCCGUGACUAUCAUAUAUCAAUAUUUUGAGACUUUUGAAAAGGAGAGAGCAACCGAACUUGGCUUCUUUGGCCUAUAGCCUCCAAUUGAAGAGAGAUUAUUCUAUGCGAAAUCUGAAUGUAUUCGGAGAUGAAUCCGGACGCGCCAAAUCACCGGAUGCACUGGGCCCCAGUGAUUCGCCUCCGAACAUGUUCGGAUUCCGCACAGAAUAAUUUUUCCCCAAUUGAAAGUCUCUCCUUUCACCAUUGCUAGUCAAACUUGGCUUCUUUGGCCUUCUCAAUACCAAUUAUAGAGUUUAAACUGUAGUGCAGCUUAUUUCAUCAUAUUUUUUCAAGCAGCAGAAGCUACUUUUAAAGUCUUUAGAUUUACCGUUCUGUAAGCAAAUUGAGAUUAUAUGGACUUGGAGAGAGAGGUCGGCGUGCUCAUGUUGUUCACAGAGCUGUUGUUGAUUUACUCUCCAUCGAUCUUGUUUUGUUGUGUUAUUAUUUUGGAAGUAUUCAUUUCUAUUGAAUUGAUA